AUGGCGAAUCUCUACUUCACGCACUCUAGUGCGCCUCUGAAGACGAUUCAGGAGAUCCAGUUCGGUCUCCUGUCGCCUGAGGAGAUCAAGAACAUGAGUGUGGCGCAUAUCUUGUACCCCGAGACGAUGGAUGAGAGCCGAAUGAAGCCACGCGACGGUGGUCUCAAUGAUCCUCUCCUAGGUUCUGUUGAUCGUCAGUUCAAGUGCAAGACGUGCACAGAGAACAUGUCCGAGUGUCCUGGUCAUUUCGGUCACAUCGAGUUGGCCAAACCUGUCUACCACCCUGGCUUCAUCAAGAAGACAAAGAAGAUCCUUGAGAUGGUUUGCCACAACUGCAGCAAGGUGCUGGCUGACAGGAGCGACCCCGAGUUCGCUGCCGCGGUGAUGACGAGAGAUCCAAAAGUCCGAUUCCAGCGCGUCUGGGAGGCGUGCAAGAAGAAGAAGCGCUGUGAGAACGAGGUGAAGCAGGAGGAUGACGAGUUCAAUCCCGAAGGCAAGCCUAAGGCCCCCGCAUUUAACCAUGGCGGUUGCGGUAAUAUUCAGCCUGCUGUCCGACAUACGGCACUCAACCUCUUCGCGGCGUACGAAGUUCCACAGGAAGAGGGUGGCAAGGUCAAGGAGAAGAAAGUCAUUACAGCCGAACAGGCGCACAACAUUCUCCGUCGGAUCAGCGACUCUGACCUUUCAGACAUGGGCUUGAACAAAGACUACGCUCGUCCCGAGUGGAUGAUCGUCACCGUCCUUCCUGUUCCGCCACCGCCUGUCCGACCCAGUAUCUCCAUGGACGGUACUGGCCAAGGUAUGCGAAACGAGGAUGACUUGACUUUCAAGCUUGGUGACAUCAUUCGCGCCAAUGGAAACGUCAAACAGGCCAUGCAGGAAGGCUCUCCAGCCCAUAUCGCCCAAGAUUUUGAGCAACUUCUUCAAUAUCAUGUUGCCACGUACAUGGACAAUGAUAUCGCUGGUCAGCCUCGCGCUCUGCAGAAGAGCGGCCGUCCUGUCAAGGCUAUUCGAGCUCGUCUCAAGGGUAAAGAAGGUCGUCUUCGUGGUAACUUGAUGGGUAAGCGAGUGGAUUUCUCCGCACGUACUGUCAUCACAGGUGAUGCCAACAUCUCUCUCGACGAGGUAGGCGUGCCGCGAAGCAUUGCGCGCACACUGACCUAUCCGGAAACCGUCACACCAUACAAUAUUGGCCGAUUGCAUCAACUCGUCCAGAAUGGGCCUAAUGAGCAUCCUGGUGCGAAGUAUGUCAUCCGGUCAGACGGAACCAGAAUUGAUCUUCGCCAUCAUCGACGUGCCGGUCAAAUCUCGUUGGAGUAUGGUUGGAAGGUCGAGCGUCAUCUUAUUGAUGGUGAUUUCAUCAUCUUCAAUCGUCAGCCUUCGCUGCACAAGGAGUCCAUGAUGGGUCACAGAGUGCGUGUCAUGCCUUAUUCCACGUUCCGAUUGAACCUUUCAGUCACCUCGCCUUACAACGCCGAUUUCGAUGGUGACGAAAUGAAUCUUCACGUCCCUCAAACUGAGGAAACUCGAGCUGAGGUCAUGAAUCUUUGCAUGGUGCCUCUCAACAUCGUCUCGCCUCAGCGAAACGGUCCAUUGAUGGGCAUUGUCCAGGAUACUUUGGCUGGUGUCUACAAGCUCUGCCGCCGAGAUGUUCUUCUCACCAAGGAGCAAGUCAUGAAUGCCAUGCUCUGGGUCCCUGGCUGGGAUGGCAUUAUUCCCGUCCCUGCUAUUCUCAAACCACGACCUCGAUGGACUGGUAAACAGAUUAUCAGCAUGGUCAUCCCUAAAGAGGUUAGCUUGCACUCUGGCAACGACACCAAGGAGGACGCGCCUUUGAGGGAUGACGGUGUUCUGAUUCAGACCGGUGAGCUCAUGUACGGCUUGCUCUCCAAGAAGAUUGUCGGUGCUACAGGAGGUGGUAUUAUUCACAUCGUAUACAACGAGCUUGGUUCUACAGCUGCCAUGAACUUCCUCAAUUCAUGCCAACGUGUUGUCAACUAUUGGCUUCUCCACAACGGUUUCAGCAUUGGUAUCGGUGAUACGAUUCCAGAUAAAAAGACCAUUGAGAAGGUCCAAGUACACAUUGAUGACCAAAAGGAGGAGGUCAGAGAGCUGACUGCCUUGGCAACGGCCAAUAAGCUUGAAGCCUUGCCUGGUAUGAACGUUCGAGAAACCUUUGAGAACAAGGUUUCCAAGGCACUCAACACCGCUCGUGACAAGGCUGGUACAACCACUGAGAAAGGUCUGAAGGACUUGAACAACGCCGUCACCAUGGCCCGUUCUGGUUCCAAGGGCUCUUCUAUCAACAUUUCUCAGAUGUCUGCACUUGUCGGUCAACAGAUCGUCGAGGGUAAGCGUAUUCCGUUCGGAUUUAAGUAUCGAACACUUCCGCAUUUCACCAAGGACGACUAUUCUCCGGAGGCCCGUGGCUUCGUCGAGAACUCUUACCUUCGUGGCUUGACACCCUCGGAAUUCUUCUUCCACGCCAUGGCUGGUCGUGAAGGUCUGAUUGAUACAGCCGUUAAGACUGCUGAAACUGGAUACAUUCAGCGUCGUCUUGUCAAAGCUCUGGAGGAUGUCAGUGCUAAGUACGAUGGCACCGUUCGGAACUCUCUCAACGAUAUCAUUCAAUUCCUGUACGGUGAGGACGGUCUAGACGGUAUGCACAUUGAAAAGCAGAGAGUGGAUCACCUCAACAUGUCGAAUGCUGCUUUUGCGGACCGAUACAAACUUGAUGUCAUGGAUGAGUCGCGACCAGCUGCCUUCGAAGCGCUGGAGUAUGCAAAUGAGAUAUCUGGUGAUCCCGUUGCGCAAGAGCUCCUCGAUGCAGAGUACGAGCAUCUAUUGGAGGACCGCAAGCUUGUUCGGGAUAUCAACUCCAGGAAGAAGGACGAGGAAAUGAUGCAGCUUCCUCUCAACAUCGUGCGUAUCAUUGACAGCGCCAAGAAGCUAUUCAAGAUCGAUGAUACGCAGCGCAGCGAUCUACGACCUCAAGAUGUCAUCCCAGCUGUUCAAGGCCUGCUAGACCGAAUGGCAGUCGUCCGUGGUGACGAUCCGAUCUCCAAGGAGGCUGACUAUAAUUCCACCAUCCUGUACAAGGCUCAACUAAGGUCACGUCUUGCAUACAAGCGUCUCGCGGUUCAUCAACGCCUCAACCGCCUCGCUUUCGACCAUCUCCUUGGAGAGUUCGAGAGUCGUUGGGCACGGUCUUUUGUCAACCCUGGUGAAAUGGUUGGAGUGCUUGCUGCCCAAUCCAUUGGAGAGCCUGCAACACAGAUGACAUUGAACACCUUCCACUUUGCUGGUGUGUCGUCCAAGAACGUGACGCUCGGUGUGCCGCGUCUCAAGGAAAUUCUCAACGUCGCUAGCGACAUCAAGACUCCUGGCAUGGUGGUUUACCUUGAUACAGAAGACGCUACACAGGAGGCUGCCAAGGUCUUGCGAAGCGCUGUCGAGCAUACCAAUCUUCGAUCAGUCACUGCCAUGACAGAGAUCUACUACGAUCCCGACAUCAGAUCGACCAACAUUGAGGCCGAUAUUGACAUCGUCGAAUCAUACUUCCUCAUUCCUGAUUCGGAAGCCGUUGACAAUACGGAUCAACAAUCCCGAUGGCUGCUACGUAUCACAUUGGAUCGUCAAAAGAUGCUCGACAAGGGUCUCACUGUUGAGGACGUUGCCUCGCGUAUCAAGGAGGAUUAUUCCAGCGAUCUGGCCGUCAUUUUCAGUGAUAACAACGCUGAUGAGCAGGUGUUGCGUAUUCGACCACUUCGUACGGACGAUGACAAGGAUGAAGACAGCAACAGACGUAUCGAAGACGAUGUUAUGCUCAAGCGUCUCGAGACUCAUCUGCUUGACAAGCUGACCCUCCGCGGAGUGCCUGGCAUUGAACGAGCUUUCCUGAACAAGGAGACUAAGCUUUUAGAGAUGCCUGAUGGUUCGCUCAAGGCUGCAAAGAACGAUACAAUGUUCGACGAGUGGUACUUGGAUACUCAGGGCACUGCUCUUCGUCAGGUUCUUGCUGUGGAAGGUGUGGAUCCAACACGCACUUACACCAAUCAGCUGCACCAGGUUGUCGAUGUUUUUGGUAUCGAAGCUGCUAGAACGGCACUUCUGCGCGAGUUGACUCUAGUUUUGGCCUUCGACGGUUCUUACGUCAACCAUCGCCAUCUGGCGCUUCUGGUCGAUGUCAUGACUUACAGGGGAAGUAUCGCUGCUGUCACUCGACAUGGUAUCAACCGCGCUGACACGGGUGCUCUGAUGCGUUGCUCCUUCGAGGAAACAGUCGAGAUUCUGCUGGAGGCUGCGGCCACUGGUGAACUGGAUGACUGCCGCGGUAUAUCCGAGAAUGUGAUGCUGGGACAGCUUGCACCAAUGGGAACAGGUCACUUUGAGGUGCAACUUGAUCCGGCGAUGCUCGACACUCUCAUGUCGGAUGACAUGCGUGCCAACAAUGUUUCUGGUGUCACAGGCAAAGGGGGUCACAUCGAGGGUGCGGCCACCCCGUACGAUACCGGAUCGCCGAUGGCUGAUGGUUAUCUCGGUAUCAGCUCACCUGCAUUGGGCAACUUCUCGCCAAUUGUUGGUGCUGGUUCAGACACUCCGGCUGGAUUUGCCACGGAAUAUGGUGGUGGUUUUGGAAUGGGUACGCCCAACGUCACCGAAUUACUCUCCGGCCUCGCCGACUGCUGGCAAGAACUACUCUCCUACGUCGCCCAACCAGUACAACUCGCCUACUUCUCCGAACUAUUCUCCAGCCAGUCCGAACUACAGCCCGGCGUCACCGAACUUCAACGCGACUUCCCCAUCUUACUCGCCGGCUUCUCCAAAUUGGUCUCCAACAUCGCCAGAGGCAUACUCUCCUACGAGUCCGACCUUCCAGCGAUCCCCUGGGCAGGUGCAAUCACCCACCAGCCCAGGCUAUUCUCCUACGUCGCCAUCGUUCUCGCCUAG
Messenger RNA from Phaeoacremonium minimum UCRPA7, 4950 nucleotides. RefSeq names its product putative dna-directed rna polymerase ii largest subunit protein. Lineage: Eukaryota; Fungi; Ascomycota; Sordariomycetes; Togniniales; Togniniaceae. The transcript is spliced from 4 exons. Bases 1 to 4950 code for a protein of 1649 amino acids. Gene Ontology annotation, biological process: DNA-templated transcription. Gene Ontology annotation, molecular function: DNA binding. The record is from RefSeq and is a predicted model, not a curated record. Gene Ontology annotation, cellular component: RNA polymerase II, core complex.